UAUACCUGUAGCAGCUCAAGCGGCUUAAAGAACCUCUAACUUAUGUGCUUAUCAUUAAUCUAGUUAUCAGACGGCUUGCUCGAGGUCAAGUCAAACUCGGCACAACGCGCGAGCGUCGGAGGUCACAACAUGACUUUUGCCUUCGCUGCUCUUGAGCAGCAGCUUUCAGGGCUAGCUACAGAUGCAGCUCAGCUGGCGCAGCCUUAUCUGGCGCACAUACCGAAGGGCUUGCUCCGGGAUUACACAUGCAUCGCCGCCGUCGCGUUUGCUUUCUGGGCAGUUGAGGGCGUCCUGCUCGCAGUGCUGGUGCCGACGCUGACGCGUAUACUCGUGCAGCCGCCCACGAAAGACGCGGAUGCGAAAAAGCAGCUGCGGCGGGCAAAGGGGGCAGCCAUACAGACUGUGGCACGACUUGUGGGCACCAUCCACAACACCGUGCAGGUCCCCCUUGGCCUCCUCAUCCUCCUGGACCCGCAAUUCCAGUCCAACCGCAUGUUCCAGACCACACCGCUUUCCUAUGCGGUUUGCUACAUCUCUGCCGGUUAUUUUGCGCACGACCUGGUGAUGUGCGCCUCCCGCUUCGCGCUUGAGGGCCCGCUGUACACCAUUCACGCUCUGGUAUGCCACGCCGCCUACGCGUUCGGCGUCACGACAGGCUUUAUCCACUACCAUGGCGCGGCUUUCCUGCAGUGGGAGCUGUCGACAACCUUUGUGCACCUGCGUUGGUUCAUGUACAAGGCGGGCUGGGCCAACACCCGCGCGUACGUGCUGAACGGCAUCUGCAUGGUACUGGUCUUCUUCGGCUGCCGCAUUGCUUGGGGCUAUAUCGAGAGCGUCGUCCUGGUCGGUGACGUGUUGCGUGAGCGCUGGGUUCCCGGCGGCUCGCCGUUCCCGGUGGGCGGCACCUUCGGUUACUGCGUUGCGGCUGUGGUGAUGAACACGCUCAACACGUACUGGUUUUACAAGAUGCUGACCGCGGCCCUCGCGGUGCUGCUGGGCGGCAAGAAGGCCAGCGACGUCAGCACACACAAGGACGAAUAGGUUGUCAAGUUGCUGUGGCGGCAUAAGAAUGCCCCGGCAUAGCAUCGUUGUGUAUGCACGCCGCUCUGCCCGGUUACUUCCGGGGCGUGGGCUGUGCGGUGUUGCCUUGCGAAGUACAAGGCAUGGGCCGGAAUGUCGGGAUGCGGAUACUAACAUGAUAAGCGACGCGGCGUGCUUGGGGCUGCCGCAGUUCUGCACGGACUGAAAGAAGGUGCAAAUUGUAGUGUGUGAAACCUGUAGAGCGGCAUUGUACCGUACGGUAAUGCCGCUAGGGCGCUGGCCACGAGCUGAAUCACAGGUGCUCGUGUCUGCAAGUAUACUGCAGUGGGCUCUCUGCAGUGCUUGCAUGUCUUGUCGGCCGACAUUGUUGUAUAAUUCUCACAAACCCGUGCAUGUGUGCGUUGGGUGUAUUGUGUAGAGUAUCUUGGGGUGUGGCACAUGCCACAUGGAGGGCUAGGCUCAUGGGGGCGGACUGGCAUUCAUCAUACAAGGGGCCAUGCAGAGCAUAUGCUGCCUUGAAUACGGUAUACUUAAUACCCGGUGGGAUUGAAUGGAGAACUUGAACCCCAAGAGUGGCACAGGUGAAGGCCUGGUGCUGGAAUGAAGAGGCGGCAGGCGUAUGGUACCACAUGCCCCGCACUUUAGGCUGGCGGCAUCAAUGGAUGGAUGCGCAGACGUCUGGGGCAGCGUGCCGUGGUGUACGCAAUUCUGUUGUCGUGUGCGCGAGGUAGGUACAGUGUGUAGUGGACAGUGGGCCGCUCAGUGCGUACAACGCGAACCAAAAUCUCGUCAUCCCCCAGGGAAUGACCCGAGAAGUGAUAUUUCGGCUGGGACUGGGGAAUAGCGUUGGGACCAGCUGUGCAAGAGGCCGCGUGCUUAGUUAGCGAGAUUGUUGUGGCUGACGGCGGCUUGUCGCUAUCAUUGGUGAUGUCGUGUGUAGUAGUAUCCUCGUGCGUACGAUGGAGCACACAAAGUGGAAGGCAAUGUAGUGUUACCGUUACCGUAGCGUUGCCCCACGCCUCGUGACGGGCAAGGUCAUGCCGACGCCCGCUCCCCCGCUGUCGACGGUGGUGGGUGCCCUUUAACGCCUACCGAUGCCGGCCUGACCGCUGGCC
Messenger RNA from Chlamydomonas reinhardtii, 2156 nucleotides. RefSeq lists its product as uncharacterized. Gene Ontology annotation, cellular component: membrane; endoplasmic reticulum. NCBI's taxonomy places the organism in Eukaryota, Viridiplantae, Chlorophyta, Chlorophyceae, Chlamydomonadales, Chlamydomonadaceae. The transcript is spliced from 4 exons. The record is from RefSeq and is a predicted model, not a curated record. Gene Ontology annotation, biological process: lipid homeostasis. The coding region runs from base 130 to 1041 and encodes 303 amino acids.